CUCGUUUCCAUCUGAUGUAUUUGCCAAAUCGAGAUAAUAUCUAAAUAUAUGUCUACGAUUUUUCUCUGUGUUGGUUGGCUAAGGACGUUGCGCUUGCGUUGUCAAAACUCCGCAAGCAAGCGCCGCCCGGCACUACCAAGUCCGCCGACUGGGGCGCCUAAUCACGGCGGCAUUUGCCCUAAACUCCACUACCUAAAGCUUCCCGCGUUCCGUCCAGAUCCGCCGUCACAUACAAUCUGCGAAACAUAAGAGCAAUCGGGAAAGGCUCUCAUACAAAUUUCAUUAUUGAAGAAACCUCUCUGUUUUUCUCAUUUAAUUCUCUUGCUGCUAUCAUCAUCACCGGUAUUGAUUUCAAGAAGAUGAAGGUGCUCAUCGCUGGCGCGAGCGGAUCUAUUGGAGGCGAAUGCCUAGCCCAAUGUCUCGCUCAUCCUAAAAUAUCCACCGUUGUCGCAUUUGUACGACGAGACCUACCCGUCGAAGUAUCAAGCCACCCAAAGCUACAGUGUGCUAAGAUUACGGAUUUCGCACAGUGGCCUGAGGAUCUUUUGGAAGCGCAUGCUGAUGCUGCAGGCAUGAUCUGGGCGAUGGGCUCAUACAAGGGUAGCCGUGCGGUGGAUGUGGAAUACCCUCUUGCAUUCAUGAGGGACAUGGAUCGUGUGCUACAAUCAAGACCGUCACGACCUCGGUUUGGAUACGUUCACCUCAGCGGAAUGUUCACACGCCACGACCAAGACACAAAGCUGUGGUGGCUGGAGUACGCACGUAAAAUCAGGGGUUUAGGUGAGGCCAAAGUCCUCGAAUUCGGAAAUAGCAAUGACGUCAGGUGGAGGGUUUCCGUAGUUCGACCUGGAGGGGUCGCGACCGAGGCGAUAAUAGGUUCGCGUACUCUUGCGUCCAUGCUAGGAGAGAAUUGGCUCGUUCGGAUUGAAGAGCUAGGUGCAUUCAUGACGUAUCUUGCUAUUGAUGGGGGAGAAGAGGGCGCUAUAAUUGAGAAUGCUCGAAUAGUGAGAAAGGGGCGAGAGUUAUUGAAGACACAGUAGCAGUCGCCAGAGACUGCCUAGAUGAUAG
This is a messenger RNA of Xylaria bambusicola, 1068 nucleotides long. RefSeq lists its product as uncharacterized. Lineage: Eukaryota; Fungi; Ascomycota; Sordariomycetes; Xylariales; Xylariaceae. The coding region runs from base 360 to 1040 and encodes 226 amino acids. The record is from RefSeq and is a predicted model, not a curated record. The transcript is spliced from 3 exons.